UAUAAGUAUGAGCCUGUCCGGACAUUGGCUCUUGCGAGCUCCACUGGUCAUGGAACCAAUAUAAUUGCUGGGGUCAGCUUGGGUCUGGAGUCCACGGCUCUUCCUGUUUUAGUUAUAAGUGUAGCUAUUAUUUCUGCUUUUUGGCUGGGAAAUACCUCGGGGCUUAUGGAUGAAAAUGGAAACCCCAUUGGAGGUCUAUUUGGAACCGCUGUAGCUACAAUGGGAAUGCUAAGCACUGCAGCUUAUGUGCUUACAAUGGACAUGUUUGGUCCUAUAGCUGAUAAUGCAGGUGGAAUUGUUGAGAUGAGCCAGCAGCCAGAAAGUGUUCGUGAGAUCACAGAUGUUCUUGAUGCUGUUGGGAACACCACAAAAGCAACAACCAAAGGGUUUGCUAUUGGAUCUGCUGCCCUCGCAUCAUUCCUUCUCUUUAGUGCCUAUAUGGACGAGGUUUCAGCGUUUGCUAAUGUGUCUUUCAAAGAGGUUGAUAUUGCUAUCCCAGAAGUCUUCAUAGGUGGGUUGUUAGGUGCCAUGCUUAUUUUCCUCUUUAGCGCUUGGGCUUGUGCAGCAGUUGGUCGAACUGCACAGGAGGUUGUCAACGAAGUAAGAAGACAGUUCAUUGAGAGGCCUGGCAUAAUGGACUACAAGGAGAAACCAGAUUAUGGUCGAUGUGUUGCCAUUGUCGCAUCUUCAGCUUUGAGGGAAAUGAUAAAACCAGGAGCUUUGGCUAUAGUAUCACCCAUUGCAGUUGGUUUCGUGUUCCGGAUAUUGGGAUACUACACGGGACAACCUCUGCUUGGAGCAAAAGUAGUAGCUGCAAUGCUAAUGUUUGCAACAGUAUGUGGUAUCUUGAUGGCACUCUUCUUAAAUACAGCAGGAGGUGCUUGGGACAAUGCAAAGAAAUACAUUGAGACUGGAGCACUUGGAGGCAAAGGAAGUGAUUCCCACAAAGCUGCAGUAACUGGCGAUACUGUGGGAGACCCUUUUAAGGACACAGCCGGACCGUCGAUUCACGUUCUCAUCAAAAUGUUGGCGACUAUCACGCUUGUCAUGGCUCCAAUCUUUCUCUGAUAAAAGGUAUCUAAUCCUCAUUUGCACAUAUAUAGAGUGAGUGAACGAGUGAGGUAGGUUAUGAAUUCAUUGAACAUGUUUUAAAGUUUUUGUUUUUCCUCUCAUCUGACCAAAUAAUGUUAGGUUUGGCUAGAAUGAAUGAAUGAUAAGCAAGCACUUCUCAGUGACA
Camelina sativa (false flax) is the source of this 1237-nucleotide messenger RNA. The record is from RefSeq and is a predicted model, not a curated record. NCBI's taxonomy places the organism in Eukaryota, Viridiplantae, Streptophyta, Magnoliopsida, Brassicales, Brassicaceae.